Molecule: messenger RNA, 3069 nt
Organism: Humulus lupulus (European hop)
Lineage: Eukaryota; Viridiplantae; Streptophyta; Magnoliopsida; Rosales; Cannabaceae
Exons: 4
Coding region: 1-3069 (1022 amino acids)
Biological process (GO): telomere maintenance; DNA repair
Molecular function (GO): DNA helicase activity
Source: RefSeq, a predicted model, not a curated record
AUGGAAUCACCUUGCAUACACUGUCAUGCAAAAAUAUUUCACAAUGAAGCUAAAGGAUUUUGCUGCUCUAUUGGUGAUAUAUCAUUAGUGUCAAACCUUGUGCCACGCCAACUUCAUGCUCUUUUUACAUCUGAUUCUGAUGAGUCAGCAGAAUUUCGAAAAUAUAUUCGAACAUAUAAUAACACUUUUGCAUUUACAUCCUUCGGUGUUAAAUAUGAUAAAGAGUUAUGCAAGAGAAAUAAAGGAAUACAUACAUUUCGAAUUCAAGGACAAGUGUAUCAUUUCAUAAAUGAAUUGUUGCCAUCAGAUAAUCACCCUUCCUAUUUGCAACUUUAUUUUUACGACAUAGAGCAUGAACUCCAACAUCGAAUGUGUAAUUCAUCAAAAAUGAAAUCGUACAUAUUGACAAAAUUAAUCGAGAUAUUAUCAUUCAACCCUUACUGUCGCUUCUUCAGAAAUCUAAGAGAAUUGUCUAAUUUAGAUAACUAUAAAAUCCUCAUUCGAUCAAACACUCACAUAGAUCAACGAGUUUACAAUGCUCCUUCAAUUUCUCAAGUUGCGGCAAUGUGGACUGAUGACCAUUCCUCUGGUGAGCAUAAAAAUCGGGAUAUUAUUGUUCAAAGCCAUUCAGGAUAUUCACACAAUGUUGAAUAUUAUUUCAGCUGUUAUGACCCUUUGCAAUAUCCUUUAUUAUUUCCCCAUGAAGAAAGUGGUUGGCAUUGUGGAAUUAAACGAGCUUGCAAAAAUACUUAUACACUAUAUGCCACGAACACUAAAUUAUUUGAUUUAGACCACAUAGAACUUCCUACAGAACUUCUCCAGAAAGAAGCACAAGUAUGUACAAAUAAGACAACGCGAACUAACGUUUCUUGUCGAGAAUAUUAUUGCUACAAGUUACAAAUUAGGCCAUCGGAGGAGUCAAUUUUAUUGCAAGCAAGAAGGUUGCUACAACAAUAUGUUGUUGACAUGUAUGUUAAGUUGGAGACAUCUAGACUAGAUUAUUUCCGUCAUAAGCAAAAAGAGAUUCGAGCUGAAUUAUAUCAAGGAAUCAUUGACAGUAUUGAGGAUGGUGAAAAUCGAGGAUGUACAGUUGGUCGUAGGAUUAUUCUACCUUCAUCGUUUAUUGGAGGACCUAGAGACAUGAGAAAAAGAUAUAUGGAUGCAAUGACAUUAGUUCAACGAUUUGGAAAACCAGAUAUAUUCCUCACAAUGACAUGUAAUCCUAAUUGUCAAACAUAUGAUACAUGGUCCUUGUGGUUUUUUAAACCCAAAGAAUGCUUGCAUGACGAAGAAGGAAACUGUAGAAAUCGCUAUCCUAAAUCUUUUUGCUCCGUCACAACACAAGCACAAAAUGCAUAUCCUAGAUAUAAACGAUGCGAUGAUGGUAAACACAUUCAAGUAAGAGGCACUACUUUAGAUAAUCGUUGGGUUGUUCCAUACAAUCCAUUUUUACUUGCAAAAUUUGACUGCCAUAUGAAUGUAGAAAUAUGUUCUACUAUAAAAGCUGUGAAAUACUUGUAUAAGUAUAUUUACAAGGGACACGAUCGUGUGACUUUCAAUAUUACAUCUUCAAAUGAUGAGAAUAUGAUUAAUGAAAUUGAUAAUUUCCAAUCAGCAAGAUGGAUUUCGGCUCCAGAAGCUAUGUGGAGAAUAUAUGGUUUCACAUUAAAUGAAAUGUACCCAGCUGUUUAUUCACUUCAAUUACAUCUCGAAGAUAAACAACUCGUUACAUUUAACACAUCAACAAAACUUUCACAUAUAGUACAAUCUGAUGUGUUCUCACGAUCUAUGCUAACUGAAUUCUUCAGAAUGAACAGCUACAAUGAAGCCGCACGAACACUUUUGUAUAAAGAGUUCCCUGAAAAUUUUGUUUGGAAUCAACAACAAAAAAUUUGGACACCACGAAAGAAAGGAGUUGUCAUUGGACGAGUAGUGUCUGCAUAUCCAACUGAAGGUGAACGAUAUUAUUUAAUAUUAUUGUUAAAUCAUAUAAGAGGAGCAAGUUCUUUUGAUGAUCUCAAAACUUUCAACAACAUUCAAGUUACAACAUUUCGCAAGUCAACUAUGUUACAUGGAUUAUUGAAGUCGGAUAAUGCCAUAGAACAAUGCUUAGAAGAAGCCAAUCUUUACCAAAUGCCUUGUACUCUACGACGAUUGUUUGCUACUAUUUUAAUUUAUUGCAGACCUACUAAUCCUAAAAAGUUAUGGGAACUAUUUGAAAAACCAAUGUCGGAAGAUUACUCUACUUCACAUCCACCUUUAUCUCAUAUAAGAUCACAAGUGCUCCACCAUAUUCAUUCAGUGCUUCAAACAAUGGGAAGUGAUAUCAAUGUUUACCAUUUGGUCGAUUAUACAAUCACAUCCAAUGAAGAAGCUAUGAAACUAAAAGAAAUACGCGAAGAAUUAAAUAUAUUAAUAUCUGAAGAGGAUUUAUUACUACCAGAAACUUUGAAUGUCAAACAAAGAGAGGCAUAUGAUAUAAUUGUUCAAAAAGUAUUUGCUGGAGAAUCUGCUACCUUUUUCAUAGAUGGACCUGGGGGAACUGGGAAAACUUAUUUAUAUAGAGCUAUUCUUGCUACAGAUACUAUAUGCACAGUUAGCAAACCAUCUGGAUUAGCCAAAUUACUACAAUGCACAAAAUUGAUAAUAUGGGAUGAAGCUCUAAUGUCUCAUCAUCAAUCAAUAGAAGCUUUGGACUUAAUGGUGAAAGAUAUAAAUGAUUUUGCUCAACCAUUUGGUGGUAAAAUUGUUGUGCUUGGUGGAGAUUUCCGACAAGUAUUACCUGUUGUUCAAAAAGCCAGAAGAGAAGAAACUAUUGAUGCAACUUUAGUGAAAUCAUAUUUAUGGCCUUUACUUCACAAAAUUCAAUUAACAGAAAAUAUGCUCGCACGAUUAAAUCCAAACUUUUGUAAGUUUUUACUUCAUGUCGGCAAUGGUGAAGAACCAACAAAUAAUGAUGAAAAGAUUGAAAUUUCUGCAUCAACGAUUAUUCCAUAUGAAGAUGAUACUUUUUUUUUUAGGAAAAGAAAGACUUUAUAUUCAACUAGCACAAACCAAAUACAAGACUAA